AUGUUUGAUUUGAAGAAAGAGUGGAGCAUCUCCUUUGCAGGAUGCGGGUUCAUGGGGAUUUACUAUGUUGGUGCCACCAGUUGUAUCCUUGAACGGUUCCCUCGGUUCAUACAAGACGCCUCUAAAAUCUAUGGAGCCUCUGCAGGGGCUUUGACGGCUGCUGUUCUUACUUUGGGAAUACUACUAGAGAAGUGCUGUGCCGACUUGAUGUCAAUAGCCAAAGAGGCUAGGAAGCACAAACUGGGACCCUUGCAUCCAUCUUUCAAACUGCUUCAGAGAGUGCAGGACACUCUGCUGAAGCAUCUACCAGAAGAUGCCCAUGUUCGAGCCUCUGGGAAGCUCAGCGUGUCCCUGACCAGAGUGUCUGAUGUGAAGAACGUACUAGUGUCAGAGUUUGACAGCAGAGAAGAGCUCAUUCAGGCCCUCAUAUGCAGCUGCUUCGUCCCUUUUUACUGUGGUGUCAUUCCACCCAGAUACCGUGGAGUGCACUAUGUGGACGGUGCCGUCACUGACAACCUGCCUGGUUGUCAACUGAAACAGACAAUCACGUUCUCACCAUUUGCUGGCAAGAGUGAUAUCUGCCCCUGGGCAAGCACACCAAACCUCCCUGAGGUACGCUUCAACAAUGUCAGCAUCCAGGUCAACUCAGAGAACCUCUACAGAGUGACCAGCACCUUCUUCCCUCCAGAGCCUGAGGCAAUGGCUGAAAUUUGUCACAAUGGCUACAGGGAUGCUUUUCGUUUCCUACAAGAAAACAAUCUGAUCAGCAGUGAGUGUCCCAUAAGAAAUCUGGCGAUCGAUUCUGUUGUGAAGUGGUGAAGGAGUCCAGUGUGAAAGCACAGCAGGAUGGAUUGAACACACUUCGGGAAGAUCACUGGUGGUUGGAUCCGCACCUCGUAGAAAAUCUCCCGAUUGAAAUUCAAAGGGUGCUAUGCGUGGCCUGCAGAGAGACACGUACUGCUGAUGGUCUGUUCUCCUACAUGACUGGGUACCUGCCAAAGAAAGUGA
Messenger RNA from Pelmatolapia mariae (spotted tilapia), 1008 nucleotides. RefSeq names its product patatin-like phospholipase domain-containing protein 2. Gene Ontology annotation, cellular component: lipid droplet; membrane; cytoplasm. The coding region runs from base 1 to 819 and encodes 272 amino acids. Lineage: Eukaryota; Metazoa; Chordata; Actinopteri; Cichliformes; Cichlidae. The transcript has 7 exons. The record is from RefSeq and is a predicted model, not a curated record. Gene Ontology annotation, biological process: triglyceride catabolic process; lipid homeostasis. Gene Ontology annotation, molecular function: triacylglycerol lipase activity.